Tyto alba (common barn owl) is the source of this 3053-nucleotide messenger RNA. It is a transcript of the gene GALNT6, whose product is annotated as polypeptide N-acetylgalactosaminyltransferase 6. Gene Ontology annotation, cellular component: Golgi apparatus. The record is from RefSeq and is a predicted model, not a curated record. The coding region runs from base 265 to 2130 and encodes 621 amino acids. NCBI's taxonomy places the organism in Eukaryota, Metazoa, Chordata, Aves, Strigiformes, Tytonidae. The transcript has 11 exons.
CUGUAAUUAGGGGCUCAGCUGAUCAGUUUGAUGGAGCCUCCUCUGACGGUCAGGGCGAUGUGGAUUCCCCGAUAGGGGCAAAGGGCAGAAAUCCCGACCGACCCGAAGGAAACACACCCAGCACAAGGAAAACUGCAGACAGAAUGGUUAGUGGAGCUGAGCAGAUCAUCAUGAAGCACCCUGGGACCCCGCAUCCCUGAUACACCCCAUCGCCACAGAGAGGAUCCUCUGGAAACCACACAGACAAAAAAAAAAAAAAAAAAAAUGAGGCUUUUCCGGAGGCGCUACAGCCCCUUGAAAGUGGCUUUAGCAGGUGCCGUCUUCGUCAUCUUCCUCUUCAUCCUGCAGAAGGACGUGGGGAACAAGGACCCAGGCGAGGAACCCUGGUUGAAGAAUAUUGUCCAGGGGAAGGACCAAGUCCUUGACCUGAUGCUGGGGGCGGUCAACAACAUCCGAGACUCGAUGCCGAAGCUGCAGAUCCGAGCUCCGGUUCGGCAGCAGGAGCCUCCGUCCGGCGCUCGCGCCUGCCUGCCCGGCGUCUACACGGCGGCGGAGCUUCGGCCGCUGAUGGAGAGACCCCCCCAAGACCCCGCCAGCCCCGGAGCCGACGGCAAAGCCUUCAAGAAGGAUCACUGGACGCCGGAGGAGACGAAGGAGAAGGAGCGAGGUUACGAGAAGCAUUGCUUCAACGCCUUCGCCAGCGACCGCAUCUCCCUGCAGCGAGCGCUGGGCCCCGACAGCCGCCCGCCGGAGUGCAUCGACCAGAAAUUCAAGCGGUGCCCCCCCCUGCCCACCACCAGCGUCGUCAUCGUCUUCCAUAACGAAGCGUGGUCGACGCUGCUGCGGACGGUGUACAGCGUCCUGCACGCCUCGCCGGCCCUCCUGCUGAAGGAGAUCAUCUUGGUGGACGACGCCAGCACGGAUGACUACCUGAAGGACGAGCUGGAUCGCUACGUGGAGCAGCUCCAGAUCGUGCGAGUCGUGCGGCAGGACGAGCGGAAAGGACUGAUCACGGCGCGGCUGCUGGGGGCCAGCGUGGCCAGCGGGGAGGUCCUGACCUUCCUGGAUGCCCACUGUGAGUGUUUCCACGGCUGGCUGGAGCCCCUCUUAUCCCGCAUCGCCGAAGAGCCCACGGCCGUCGUAAGCCCCGACAUCGCCACCAUCGAUCUCAACACCUUUGAGUUUUCCAAGCCCGUCCAGAACGGCAAACAGCACAGCCGGGGCAACUUCGACUGGAGCCUGACUUUCGGCUGGGAGGUCGUUCCACCCCGGGAGAGGCAGCGAAGGAAGGAUGAGACCUUCCCCAUCAAGUCCCCGACCUUUGCCGGUGGCCUCUUUGCCAUCUCCAGGUCCUACUUCGAGCGUAUCGGCUCCUACGACGACCAGAUGGAGAUCUGGGGGGGCGAGAAUGUGGAGAUGUCCUUCAGGGUCUGGCAGUGCGGGGGUCAAGUCGAGAUCAUCCCUUGCUCCGUCGUGGGUCACGUCUUCCGCUCCAAGAGCCCCCACACCUUCCCCAAGGGCACCCAGGUCAUCUCCAGGAACCUGGUCCGCCUGGCCGAGGUCUGGAUGGACGACUACAAGGAGAUCUUCUACAGGAGGAACCAGCAAGCUGCGCAGAUGGCCAGAGAGAAGACGUAUGGUGACAUUACAGACCGGCACAAGCUGAGGGAACGGCUCCACUGCAAGAACUUCACCUGGUACCUCCAGACUGUCUACCCGGAGAUGUUCGUCCCUGACCUGACUCCCACUUUUUAUGGAGCGAUAAAAAACGAGGGCACCAAGAGCUGCUUGGACGUCGGUGAGAACAACCACGGUGGGAAACCACUCAUCAUGUACCCCUGCCACGGGAUGGGGGGCAACCAGUAUUUUGAGUACACGAGCCAGCGGGAGCUGCGGCACAACAUCGGGAAGGAACUUUGCCUGCGGGCAGGCUCGGGCUCGGCCGAGCUGGGUGACUGCCAGUACCGGGGGAAGCCCGGCCGGGUGCCGGGCAGCGAGGAGUGGGACCUGGCGCAGGACCGGCUGGUUAAAAACCCGGCCUCCGGUACGUGCUUGACGGCACGAGGGAAGCACCCGGCGAUGGUUCCCUGCGACCCAGCGGACCCGCACCAGCUCUGGUCCUUCACCUAGGCAGGGAGCAGAGUGGCCCGAGCCCCUCACCGUCCCCAACCAUGCUCAGGAAACCAGAAUUCAAAAAAAAACUUCCCUUUUUUUUUUUUUUUUUUUUUUUUUAUUUAAGAAGCAAAAGCCUUAAAUAUGCUGCAUGUCAUGGUUGCCUUGAACUCGGCCCCGUGCCUUUGGAGCGGGGAAGCCCGGGGAGCCGACCUCGGCUGGCGGUACCCCAUAGAGCCCCAAACCCAGCAGUCGUAGAGGUGCCUGAGGAUGCUCUUCAGCACCAGCUGCUGCUCAUCCUUCCCCUCCACGGCCCCAGCCAGAGCCUUUUCAAUUCAUAUUGGGCAUUUAAAAACGCAGCCGUGCUGCCCUGCACGUGAAAGCCGGGCGGGAAGCUCCUGCCAGUGAGGAGGAGGAUGGUGACCGGCCGUGCGGCUCAUCCCGUGGCAGGGUGGCCCCGUAGGGGCGAGGGAAUCCCCCCCGGUACUGCCGGGGCCGUGCCGGGACCCGGCCCUCGCCCGCUGCAGCACUGCGGGCAUCGUGCAUCGCUGCUGCCAGGAUGGGAGAAGUUGGGCUGUUUGCCUUAGAUAUCGGGCUUGAUUUGGGAAGGGGAAGUUAGGUUUGGUUUUUUUUUUAUCGUUAUUAUAUGAUGAUAAUUCCUGGGUGCGAUUCUGCUCGUCGUGCUGAUCUGGAGGAGGGUUUUCCCUGGAUGGCACAGCUCGAACCCACUGCGGCAUCCUCCCGGAGAGGCUCCUGCCAGCACCCGGGCACGAGAUCUCCUUCCUCCCCUGGUUUUCUUCAAGCCCAACUAAUGUAGCUGCCGCUUCUGUUGCCAUUUCAUUUAUAGUGGGGGGGAAGAUCCCUCCUGGAAGUGGCGUGGGGGUGAGAGAACCUGUCUUUGGAUACACAACCUCAAAUAAAGAGAUGAUUUAUUUUACGGA